GGCUACAUAUAUUUAAUUUCUCUCUUAUUAUAGCUAGCGCUCAUCAUCAGCCAGCCAAACAUGGCAUACUCUCCCCCCCUGCAACCACUUGCUCUGCCUUCUUUCAUUCUCAUUCUCUUCUUCCUCGCCCGUUUCUCCAAUGCCCAAAAUUAUGAUGAGUAUCUGCAGGUGGACAUGACCAACAAUCCUCCAGCAAGCAGCCCUCUACCUCCAGCAAUCGGUAUUUUUUUAAACUUUUUACCUAGUACUUUAUUUAUAUAAAAUUACAUGAUUAAAAAAGAGGAGGUUCCAAUGACAUUAACCCCCCAUGUCAUCCUAUGACGUGGGUCCUGUUUGGAGUCUAUACGAUGAUUCGUUUAAAAAAUUGAUGGUUCUUGGUAAAUCUUCACUCGUCUUGACCCGAACUCACCCCUCCCCCGUUAAUUGCACCCAACAAGAUGUAGUUGACUUUGAAGUCAAAAUUUAACUCCAAAGUCAAUUACAUCUUGUGGAUACAAUUGACGGGGGAGGGGGUGGGUUCGGGUCAAGAUGAGGUGGGAGGUUUACUUGGAGGUAAUUAAGAGGGGAUAUGAAUCAUCAAUUUUUUUAGAUGAGGCACUCUUGGGACUUCAGGACAUCGAUUUUUAAUGUCAUUGAGAAUCGUGGUGGAUUAAAAAUGAUGCAUGGAAAGUUAUCUAAUUACUUGUAUUUGGUUAGGUUCUUUUGAUAUUGAUAAACAAUGUCAUAUUAUGACAUCGGUUUAAUUAAGACACUUUUAGUGCGUGCUUUGCUUAAAAAAAUUAAUGGUUCCUAUUCUUUAAACCUCUAGCUCGGCCCGUUCCUAACGGACCACUACACUUCUCGAAUUACAAUUUCCAAAAUUUGUUGGUUUUGGAGUCAAAAUUGGACACUGGACUAGGGAAUAAAAAUCAUUGAUUUUAGGAAGGACCGAUGUCAUAUUAUAACACUCAAUGGUACUAUGCAUUGUAAUGAGAAAUUAAUGCNGAUGGAGCUUGUGGCGUAAGGUGCGGAAAGUCAAAGAGACCAAACCUGUGCAAGAGGGCUUGCGGGAGCUGCUGCGCCACGUGUCACUGCGUGCCACCUGGAACUUCUGGAAAUUACGAGUCUUGCCCCUGCUAUUCCACUCUCACAACCCACAACAACGUCCGUAAAUGCCCUUAAUUAAUAAUUACUGUGUUGUUUUACUACGCGGUAAUUGUCGUCCCGCCAAUUCUGAAGCAUGCACCCAGCAGUACUCUAAGAAGAAUGAAUGAAUGAAUGAUGUUUAUUUUUUGUUUUUGUUUUCAGUAAUUCAGCAGCAGCAGCCAUUUUCUUGAUUUGGGAAUCUUCAAUGGAGACGCCAUCUUCAACUAGAUCACACCCAUCGUUUGCCGCUUCAAGAAUUGCAGAGAGAUUCGAAGACUCGGAGAAGAAAGGUGGGAACCCAAGAAACGGGCACGAACACGAAAGAUCGGCACUUUUUGAUAUUACGAACGAUUCUCCCAUUGUGGGGUUGGCUAUGGGGAGUCUGGAGACGCCCACGCCAAGAAAGAGAGCAGUCAAAAUCCAUUCUCAGUCGAAGCAGAUGGGCAGAACAACCCCUGGGUCCGGGGAGACAUUGUUGAGGGGACAAGUCAAGAACUUGUUGCAGAAGGUUGAGGAAGAAGAAGGAGAACACCUCUCUAAACUCGCUGCCAAUCGCUAUUCUCCGACCCAGCAGUUGACAUUUGAGUGCAAGAAAGACGACGAAGAAGAAGAAAUUGAAACAGGGAUAGACAUGGGGGUCAAAAGGUCUCUGUUCUUGGACUUUUCGGAGAAAUUGGAUUCGUAUGAAUACAUGGAGAAUGGUGAUGAUGAUGAUGAUGAUAAUGGCGGAAGAUCGGUUGAAGAACUGUGUGAAGGAAUGGGGAAGAUGAGUGUGAGGGGAGGGAGGAGGGCAAAAUGGUCCGGAAAGCACACGCGGUUUGUGUACGACAGCGACGGCGAGCUAGAGGGAGUGGCGGAGGUGGUGGCAGACACGGCGGCGGAAGGAGGAGCCGCGAAGGAGAUUUAUUGCAUUUGAAGGGUUUUUUUGGCAACACAAAAGGGAACGCAUCUCCGUUUCCAGGAAGAUGUCAACUGAUCCCAACCUAAUCAAGGUUGUUUUGGUCAUUUUUCAUGUUAGGUUGGUUUUCAGCUUAACACCUAAUUUGCUUUUAUUUUUGAUUAAUAUCCACUCAAAUUUUAUGACUUAAAGAAAAUGUUUGUUUUAUG
Molecule: messenger RNA, 2232 nt
Organism: Cuscuta campestris
Lineage: Eukaryota; Viridiplantae; Streptophyta; Magnoliopsida; Solanales; Convolvulaceae
Source: the annotation of a GenBank genome assembly